Salvelinus namaycush (lake trout) is the source of this 3065-nucleotide messenger RNA. RefSeq names its product zinc finger protein 3-like. The coding region runs from base 693 to 1946 and encodes 417 amino acids. The record is from RefSeq and is a predicted model, not a curated record. NCBI's taxonomy places the organism in Eukaryota, Metazoa, Chordata, Actinopteri, Salmoniformes, Salmonidae. The transcript has 5 exons.
ACCUAAAACUGACCCCUAAACAUUUUAUUUUUUAUAAAUUCGUAACGAAAAUAUCGGGCUGUGUAACAUGCGUGUCGGUGUAGCUAAUGGUUGGAAAAGGCUAUCGUUUGUCUAACAGGAGUUUCGCGAAGUCCUAUUUAGACAAACGUUAACAUUAGUACAAAUGUAACAUGUCUAUCGUCUUUGGCAUAGUGUAUACAUUAAAUACAUCUAGCUAAAAUAUAACUACCGUUGCUUCACUUUGUGAAAAUUAUAAUCUGUUUCUGAGGAAACUCGCAAUCUAUCCUUCUAAUGUCGACUAACCUGCUACCGUUAGCUGAUAUGGGCAUCCUUCUCACCGUUAGCUAACUUUAGGGCCUUGUUGGUUUGGGAGCCUAUUUCAGCUAACGUUAGAGCCUUGAGCUGCUAGCUGUGCAUGUUUUAACGUUCUUAUUUCUAACUUUUGCAAGCAAAUUAAAGCUAUAAAAUCAAUUAUGGGCAUUUAACUAGCUGUAGUUAAUGUUAGUGAACAGCUGGCUAUGUAGUUAACUAGUCAAGAACUUAGUUCGCAACUAACAUCGAAUUAGCCAGCCAGCCAUAAAGUCAGUGAACCCUUUUUUAUUUUUUAGCAUUCAGUCCAAAUAAGUAGGAUUUAAUUGAGAUACGCCUGUGUACAAGACUUAGUUAUUUAAAAUGACAUCCAGUCUCCCACGAUGGACUCAGACAUACUGAAUAUAGAGGAGAUAGUGAUGGGGAAGGGGCCACCAGAUCCCCCUGCAGAACUGACCACUGAGAAACCAGCAGAACCCUACAAACCCAUCUCCUCCUUCAAAGCACCGCCUCCACCCACCAUUCAACCAUACCAGCAUGAGAACCUGCAGUGUUUCCAGUGCUUCAUCACUUUCUGUAACUCCAAAGCUAAGGAGAGGCACAUGAAGAAGAGCCAUCGUGAGGAGUACAAGCAGCAGCUCCAGCAGGGAGAUACUCUGUUCACCUGCUAUGUGUGUGACCGUACCUUUCCGUCCUCGGAGGAGCUGACCCAGCACCAGGGCUCACACAACAAGGAGGACAAGCCCUUCAAGUGUCCCCACUGCCAGGAGAGCUUCCGUACCUUCUCUGAGCUGACGACCCACAGGAGACAGGUCUGUCCAGAGAGGCAAUUUGUGUGUAAGGACUGCAGUGAGACCUUCCGCAGCCCUGCCCUCCUUCGUACCCACCGCUUGGCCCAGCACCCCCGUCCAGAGGCAGAAGUGGAUGAGCCAGAUGACCCUACCAAGACCCACCGCUGUGGGAAGUGCAACCGGGGCUUCGAGACCGAGUCUGAGCUAAUAAUGCACCAGGAGAACCACGCCGGUGACCAGCACUGCAACGGCAGCGCUUCGCCUGCCAAGAAGCGCGGACGGCCCUUUAAAGCAGAGGACGCAACGGUCGGAGAGAAGAAAGGGAAGAGGAGAAAGAAGAAGGAAGAGGGCACAGAGGAGGUGGAGACUGGAAACAAUGCAGAGGAGGCUGCAGCAGCUCCGGCUGAGACCAAGGGGAAAGCAGCAGCAGCAGGGGGUGGCAGGCGGGGCCGUCCUAAAGCAGCAGCAGGCGAGGAGGCCGGAGAAGACGACAGUGAAGCCCCAGCAGAGGAGAAGAAACUCAAAGCGGCUCCCGCUCCCCCCAAGCAGCACCCCUGCCCUGAGUGUGAGCUCACUUUCCCUGCCCUGGCCCAGCUCCGCACCCACAAGAAGGAAAAGCACACCCCACGUAAGGCCCACCCCUGCGAGGAGUGUGAGGAGAGCUUUGCCCGUCCCGAGCAGCUAGAAGCCCACAAGAACCGGGCACACACCAAGGGGCGUUACGCCUGCCCUACCUGUGGCAAGAGCUUUGGCCGAGAGAGCAAUCUGAAGGGCCACCAGCAGAGCAGCCACCCAGAGGAGGAGGAGGAGGAGAAGCAAGAGGCGGCGGGCCGCAGCAAGAGAUAAUGGGGAAGGGGGGUUUUCUGUAAAGUGAUUGGGGAGGGAGACGAAGUAUCAGAGGGGUUUUAAAGAAUUUGAAUUUGGUCAAGGGUUUUUGUUGGUUUGAGGUUGGGUGUGAAAUGUAGAUCAUAAGUUUGAGGUGUUUUUAGAAUGUGAGGAAUUUCUUGCAGGAUUUUUAACAGGUGGCCUGAGGCAUCCCACUGAUUGUUCAGCAUUUGUCAUUUUUGGAUUGUUAGGAUGUUCAAGGCACACAUCACACUUGGAGUGACUGACUUACUAACCAAAAGAUGUAAGCCUUUGUUAAACCCAUCUGUUUCUUAUCUGGACUAAGAACGACAAUAAUUAGUUUUGGGCAUUGUGUUUGUUCCCUCUGUUUUGAUUAUCUUUAAAUGAUGAUCAUGAGAAUUUAGUUACUGGUUUUACAUUAUUUUUAGAGGUGUAUGUAAAUUGGCUUUCAUGCUGUCUGACAUGGAGCUUUUCUUGUUUGUUUUAUGAUUUUUAUAUUGCUAAGUACGUUUUCUGUAGUAGAAGAUGAAAUGCAACCACCGUGCAUUUUAUAAAACCUGUUGGAUAUUUACUUUUUGACAAAGAUUAUUGUGAUAAGUGAACCAUGGAUUGUAAUGUUUGGGAGUUACAUAACGUCUCUUAGAAAUUGCAUCUAUUUAUAUACGGUUUCUGGUUCAUGUAGUGGUGAAUUAUGAUUAACUUCUAAAUUGUACUGCUAUUGUUAAAUGUGCAGGGUAUAAUAGAUAUCAGUGUAUUUAUCCUCUUAAGUUCGUUUGGUUUAGGCCCAAUGGUUCUUCUUUGGUGUUAUGCAUGGAUUUUAACAUGAUGUCAUCCUAAACAAUGGUUGUAAUGAAGACUAAUAGUCAAUGACUCGAAUUAGGAUAAUCCUGCCACCAGCUACGCCUUGUCACCUAUAUUUCUGAUUUGUUAUACUUAAUUUAAAUGUCAUAAAUAUUCUAAUGAACUUUACAUAAAUUAUUUGAUUUAAGUUUGGCAUGAUGACGGAAUGACCAGAGGCCUGAAUGGACCUUUUCUUGUUUUCAUUGUUCUCCCCAUGUAACAUGCCUGGACACUGCCAAUAUGUAAUAAAGGUGCCCCGAGGGCUGCUACAGAAUGAUA